CCAGUCGUCGCUAGGCAUGGCACGGCCGCACACUCGUUUCAAAGGCUGCUCCUCGCACUGUUGCGGUGCACAGCACUUACUCAAUUCGCCUGUACAUGGAUUGGUGUCUCGAUCUAUUCUGUGCCCCAGUGCACACCGUACUCUGGUCACCACAAGGAGCGCAGUGCUGGAACCUGAUCGCCAAUUCCACGCUUCCAGCGGCACACCUACAAACCACCGCACCCAGCCGCCACCGCCUCCGCCUCCGCCUUCACCACCACCGCCGCCACCACUCCACCACCCGCUGCUGCUGUCCGACAUCCGGGUUGUGCUGGUGGCCCCCAAGCACCCAGCCAACAUCGGCGCAGUGGCACGCGCAUGCGCCAACUUCGAGUGCCUCGAUCUCGUGCUGGUAGCCCCACGCUGCACCGACACCGGAGCCCUGCAAGGUGCAGCCGUCAACGGGGGCGGCGGCGACGGCGACACAGCCGCCACUAGCGGCAGCGGCGGCGGCGGUGUCGGAAGCGAGGCGCGCAAGGUCGCCUGCGGCGAUGCCGUACUGGACCGGAUGCGGGUG
Astrephomene gubernaculifera is the source of this 556-nucleotide messenger RNA. NCBI's taxonomy places the organism in Eukaryota, Viridiplantae, Chlorophyta, Chlorophyceae, Chlamydomonadales, Astrephomenaceae. The record is from the annotation of a GenBank genome assembly.